AGCACACGUGACCUCCGCCGCCGCUGCUAACCUGCACCAUGGCUCAGCCCGUCCCUCGGCUAUCUAUCCCAGCCGCACUGGCCCUGGGCUCGGCCGCGCUGGGCGCCGCCUUCGCUACUGGUCUCUUGCUGGGGAAACGGUGGCCUCCAUGGGGGUCCAGGCGGCAAGAGCGCCUGCUGCCACCUGAGGACAAUCCCCUGUGGCAGUAUCUGCUGAGCCGCUCCAUGAGAGAGCACCCGGCGCUGCGGAGCCUGCGACUGCUGACCCUGGAGCAGCCGCAGGGGGAUUCCAUGAUGACCUGUGAACAGGCCCAGCUUCUGGCCAACCUGGCGCGGCUCAUUAAGGCCAAGAAAGCUCUGGAUCUGGGUACUUUCACGGGCUACUCGGCCCUGGCCCUAGCCUUGGCGCUUCCGGAGGCUGGCCGCGUGGUGACCUGCGAGGUUGACGCAGAGCCCCCGAAGCUGGGACGGCCCAUGUGGAAGCAGGCAGAAGUGGAGCAGAAGAUCGACCUUCGGCUGCAGCCCGCCCUGCAGACAUUGGAUGAGCUCCUAGCGGCGGGCGAGGCCGGAACCUUCGACAUAGCCGUGGUGGACGCGGACAAAGAGAACUGUACCGCCUACUACGAGCGCUGUCUGCAGCUCCUACGUCCCGGAGGCGUGCUCGCUGUACUCAGAGUCCUGUGGCGCGGAGAAGUGCUGCAGCCUCAGCCCAGGAACAAGACUGUUGAAUGUGUGCGGAACCUGAACGAACGCAUCCUGAGGGACGCCAGGGUCUACAUCAGCCUCCUGCCCCUGGAUGAUGGCCUCUCCUUGGCCUUUAAGAUCUAGGGUUAACACGAAGCUUAGGGCCUGGGUGUGAGAACCUAAGACCCCCAGCCAGUGACCUGACUUUUAAACCUGACAAUAAAGGUACUGGACACGCGACCUUCUGAGCAUCCUCUUCCAGCGUUCACUUGGUGGAGGGUUCCCUCCCUGCAGGUCUCCCUGGCACCAAGGCUUGUGGCCUUAUCUGACCGCAUAGUUUUAAUAAAUUGUCCUAGCUGUACUCACUGAGUAGAGUUCCAACAGGCUUGGAUAUAAGGGAAGACCCUAUCUGUCUCUGGCCUCCCAGCCACAUGCCACAGAGAUGUCGAGAUAGGGCCUUUUAUAGCUGGCAGUCUACUCAUGUUUUCACAGGGCUGAAGCCUCCCCAGCCUAACUUGUGUGCAGUGGAAGCCCAGACUACAGGACCUAAGGUUGGCUGGCAUUUCUAUCUGCUCCCUCAUCCCCUUAAGUCCUAAGGGAGGAGACUGAUGGCCAAGGUGCAAAGCAGACAGAGUGGGAAGCCAACCUCAUUCAAGAAACCUCAGGAACUUGAAGCUUUUGCAGCACUGUCCUUUUGGGGGACACUAUAAGGAGCCAACCUUUAUUGACCUGAGGCCUGGUGCUUUGCUGCUCUAGAAGAAAGGUAAAGUUCUUUGUACUGAGGCAGAAAGGACAGUUUCUGGGACACCACAGGUUUGCCACUCUGGGGUAAGAAAGGCCCAAGUGAUGUGCACUUAGCAGCUGCUACAAGUACAGAUGUGUGAGCCCACAACUGAGUCCCUGCCACACACCACCAACCCUCUGGGGACUAGCUGUGCCCUACCCCUUCUUCACAAGUCACAAGUACAUACUGAGGUGCACACAGGGGACCUGGUCCAAUCCAUUUUGAAGUGCCUUUGAUGCACUGGUAGCCCACAUGAGUCCACUCGCUCAGCAGAGCCAGCAUGAAGAACACUUGUUAGCUGAGGGUCACAGGGCAGUAACAUGCACCAUUUCUAUUGGGUAAGUCCCAAAGUACCCAUUUUCUUAGCUGUCCUCUCAAGUUUAAACUACACCUCAGAAGUGACACUCACCUCUCACCUGUGACACACCACCUCCCCAGGGAAGCUGGCACGGUCCUACUUUUCCAACCAGGAUCACUAGGUAAUACAUAUCACCCAGGUGAUGGCGAAGGGGGCUGCCUGGUCCAGACCCCAGCUCAGCUUUUCAACGCUGUCAAUAGAAGAGAAUGGUGCCCACUUUCUCCUCUCUUGGCCUGUUGCUUCCAUCUACCCAGGCUCCACUUUCUGUAGCGUGGCUCAGAAGGAAGGGGAUGCAUGCCUAUUUAGCCACUCAGCACCACCCCUGCAUCUCCCUUCAUCAUCCAUGGGUUAACAGUGAUUCACUCUAACUUUGCACAAACUUAGAAACUGCAGAGUAUUAAAGUAUGUAUCCUUGU
Mus musculus (house mouse) is the source of this 2241-nucleotide messenger RNA. RefSeq names its product catechol-O-methyltransferase domain containing 1 (gene Comtd1). The record is from RefSeq and is marked provisional. Gene Ontology annotation, cellular component: membrane. The transcript has 7 exons. Gene Ontology annotation, molecular function: O-methyltransferase activity. The coding region runs from base 39 to 827 and encodes 262 amino acids. NCBI's taxonomy places the organism in Eukaryota, Metazoa, Chordata, Mammalia, Rodentia, Muridae.